AUGCAACGAGUUUUGGCUCACGUGUUUCGUUUCGUUCGCAUGGCUUGUACGCCUAAGGAUCAGAGAAAACGAUUCAAUUGUCUAACCGUCCAGGACAUGCGAAAGGCUUUAAUCGCCAUUGUUCGAGUUCUCCAGCAGAAUGAGCUUCGAGAGGAAAUUCUAAGUGUACAACGAGGAGAGUUACCCAAGCGAUUUGCAAGCCUACAACCAUUUAUCGAUAACGAAGGAUUAUUGCGAGUCGGGGGGCGCUUACAUAACUCGAAGCUGCCUUUCGAUGCCAAACAUCAAUUAUUGUUGCCUCAAAAACAUCGUAUUACGGAGAUGCUGAUUAAGAAGUACCACGAAGAACGACUCCACGAAGGUCAAACAGGACUGCUGGCGGCCAUUCGGCAGAAAUUUUGGCUGACAAAUGCGCGCUCUGUUAUAAGAAAGGUUAUCCACAAUUGUGUUAAGUGUUUCCGUACGAAGCCACGGAGCAUCCAGCCGCUAAUGGGAAUUUUGCCAGAAGCACGCGUUACCGUUAACGCACCGUUCGAGCUCACCGGGGUGGACUAUGCUGGACCGGUAUUUGUAAGGGAGGGUAAGCAUAAGCCGAAGGUAGUAAAGGCGUAUAUUUCAUUGUUUGUGUGCCUAACUACGAAGGGCAUACAUCUGGAAUUGGUGUCGGAUCUGACGACUGAUGCUUUUCUCGCCGCACUCGAUCGUUUCAUCAAUCGCCGCGGUUUUGUUCGGAAACUAUUUUCGGACAAUGGAACGAAUUUUGUUGGCGCCUCGAAGGAGCUCCACCAAUUACGAACGAUGUUCAACGACGAGAUGGAAAGAAGCAAAAUCAACGAUUACCUGAUUGCUCGAGAGGUGGAAUGGGAGUUUAUUCCACCGAGAUCGCCUAACUUUGGUGGUCUAUGGGAGGCCGGAGUUAAGGUGGUGAAAUCCCAUUUGACCCGAACUUUGGGAAACACUACUCUAACCUUCGAACAAUUUGCUACAGUGCUGACUAACAUCGAAGCAAUAGUCAAUUCUCGCCCUCUCUAUUCAUCGUCAGACGACCCAAAUGACCCGCAGCCAAUAACACCAGCCCAUCUAAUGCUUGGUCGACCGUUAGAACCUAUCGCCGCUUUCAUCGUAUUUGGACGUACCGCAAAAUCGGCUAUCUAA
Messenger RNA from Armigeres subalbatus, 1155 nucleotides. RefSeq lists its product as uncharacterized. The transcript has a single exon. Gene Ontology annotation, molecular function: nucleic acid binding. Lineage: Eukaryota; Metazoa; Arthropoda; Insecta; Diptera; Culicidae. Gene Ontology annotation, biological process: DNA integration. The record is from RefSeq and is a predicted model, not a curated record. Bases 1 to 1155 code for a protein of 384 amino acids.